This is a messenger RNA of Myodes glareolus (Bank vole), 4207 nucleotides long. The record is from RefSeq and is a predicted model, not a curated record. NCBI's taxonomy places the organism in Eukaryota, Metazoa, Chordata, Mammalia, Rodentia, Cricetidae.
GAGCCCCUCGAGGCCCCGCCUCCUGUUUUGACGGAGCGCUGAGCACCUGGCAGGCGGAUCCCGCCCAGCAUCCCGCUAAGACAGCGCCCUAAGCUCCGCGGUCCCCUCAGGCUCCCUGGACUGGCUUAUGCGAUCGUCAUGACCGCGGCCGUGUUCUUCGGUUGCGCCUUCAUCGCCUUCGGGCCCGCGCUCGCUCUCUACGUCUUCACCAUCGCCACCGACCCUUUGCGCGUCAUCUUCCUCAUCGCCGGUGCUUUCUUCUGGUUGGUAUCUCUUCUGCUUUCGUCUGUUUUUUGGUACCUAGUGAGAGUCAUUACUGACAACAGAGAUGGACCCAUUCAGAAGUACCUGCUCAUCUUCGGAGUGUUGCUCUCUGUCUGUAUCCAAGAACUGUUCAGGCUUGCAUAUUAUAGACUGUUAAAAAGAGCCAGUGAGGGUUUGAAAAGCAUAAACCCUGAGGAGGAGACAGCACCUUCAAUGCGACUGCUGGCCUAUGUUUCUGGCUUGGGCUUUGGAAUCAUGAGUGGAGUGUUUUCCUUUGUGAACACCCUGUCUAACUCCUUGGGGCCAGGCACAGUGGGCAUUCAUGGUGAUUCUCCUCAGUUCUUCCUUAAUUCAGCUUUCAUGACGCUCGUUAUCAUAUUGCUGCAUGUGUUCUGGGGCAUUGUGUUUUUUGAUGGCUGUGAGAAGAAAAAGUGGUACAUACUCCUUACAGUUCUCCUGACUCACCUGCUGGUGUCCACCCAGACCUUCCUAAGUCCUCAUUAUGGAGUCAAUCUGGCAUCAGCAUACAUAAUCAUGGUGCUCAUGGGCAUCUGGGCAUUUUUUGUUGCUGGAGGUAGCUGCCGAAGCCUGAAACUCUGCCUGCUCUGCCAAGACAAAGACUUUCUUCUUUACAACCAGCGCUCCAGAUAACCUCUGGCAGCCAGCAUGCCAAACAGCAGCCUGUGUCUUUAGAGGAAGCACAACUGUGUCCUUUUCUAAAAAGACCCUUUGCUCCUGGAACUUAGAAGCAGCAGAACUGUCCGCGUGCUUUCAUGCAGCGGCCUCUGGAAGAGCUGCUGUGUGGCCUGCAGCCUGCUGCACAUUCGAGGCAUCCUGGAAACAAAGACUGAUGCUUCUGGACUUCCCCUCCAGAUUUGAUUGUCCUGAGUGUGCAGCGCAGCUGAGAAUCACAGAUCCAAUGGGAAGUUCUGAGAAUCCCCAAAGAGAUUGAGGUUUGGUACUUAACUGUCUCCUAAGCUAACUUCUGCUGAGCAAGUAAAUUUCUGAAUGUGGUAACCUGGGUAGCCCUUGUGUUUUAUGUACUGGUGUCACACAAGGCUGAAGGGCUGUUCUCUCUGUGCACGGCUUUCAUGUCCUUCACUAGAACCGUAGGCUGUGCCCUUAAAUGCAGUAACCUACACUGACACUGUUACUUAGCCAAGGCCAAGUCUGUAUAUUAACUAUUCAGGUUUUUUUCAUUUUAUAUUUUUGUAGGAUAAAAUCAUUCUUUUUAGUAUAAUUCCAUGUUCUUUAAGAGUGAUGACAUGCUGGCUUCCUUGGGGGAGUCUAAAAUUGUUCCGAGUCCGUGAGCCUUCUCAGUUAAAAGCUGCUGCGUGUGCUGUCUGGAGCUGGGCAGGUCGAGGUAAAGCUCACCGUUUUUAUCUCUGAGAAGCCGGACAGGGAGAUAAUGGCGUAUCAUCGGCAGAGUGUCGCUGAACCUCGUGCAAGCAGCUAAAAGCACAAAGUGUGUGAUGUUGACACCUUUCCUUUGCUCCUGUGACACUAAACAGCCCGUCACCCAAGUGCUACAGGGGGAAAUUGAGCUGCCGGAUUUCAAGCUGGCAUGUAACUUUUAAUCUUCAGCAGGUUUGUCUCGGUUUUGGUUACAGUGAAACCGUUCCCUUUACAAGAAUACCCAGGGGCUUUGUUGGUCUUUUACAUAAGUUAGCUCACUUUCUUCUUACAAUGAAAUGCUAUGGAAUUGUGAGGGUACUAACUGGAAACUGUUCCCAAUCAAAGUUUGUUGGGACUUAGAAACUACGUCUCCUUGAAAGUGGUGAACCCAGCUCAUCCGUGCAUCUUCUGAUAUAAACAGGGGCAGCAGUGAGAGGGCUUGGCAGUGACAUGGAAGAUGAGCCUGACAGCACUGUUCUGGCACCAAGAACCUGUGUGGUUUUUACCCCUGAACUAAACCUUAACUGAUUAAACAUGUGAGUGUCUCAGGGCAGAGAUGCGAGAGCAGUGAAGCUCCUAAGAAGACUACAAAUCACUGAGAAACCUCUGUGCUUAUCCCCUUAAAGGUUACUUCAGCGCUGUCACACCAGUGCUUCUGCUGGAGCUGGUGGGUUUGCAGCUUUAUAUAAGGUUUUCCCUGGACUAGAAAGGACAAACAUAACUCUAGAUACUAGAUUAUAUCACAAAAACCUAAAUAUGAAUAGUCAAGACAGUAUUUCUCCACUAGAAGUCAGUAGCCAUAUUGUAAUAGGCCAUGAGAAAUACAAUUUAGUUGAAUCAUCAGACAUUGACUUCAAAAUAGCAAUUAUGAAUAUAUUCAAGGACCUUAAAGGGGAUAUGAAUACCGUAAUGAAGACCAUGAAAGCACAAGUGAACAGUUGAGUGAAAUGAUAAAACACUUUAAGACAUGAAAAUAGAAAUAGAAUCACCAAAGAAAAUGCAAUUUGAAAUAAAACUGAAAAUGAAAAGUUCUGGAUGUCAAACAAAAAUGUCAGAGGUAAAUCUCACCAAUAGAUUAAAAGAUGUGGAAGAGAGAAUAUCAGGUCUUGCAAACAAGUAGAAGAAAUAAAUAGCUCAGUCAAAGAAAAUGUGACCUAAAACCCAGGCACAAAAUAUCCAGAAAAUCUGGAACUCUAUGAAAUGACAAAGUCUAUGAAUAAUAGGUUUAGAGGAAGGAGAAGAAACCCAGGUCAAAGGCAUAGAAAAUAUUUGCUAACAAAACAUGGAAGAAAAUUUUCCCAGUCUAAUGAAGGAGGUGCUGAUCAGGAUACAAGAAAAAUACAAAACACCAAAUAGACAGGACCAGAAAAUAAAUUACCCACAACAUAUAAUAAUCAACAUACUAAAUUUACACAAGAAAGAAAGGGUAUUAAAAGAUGUAGAAGAAAAAUCUCCAAGUAACAUAUAAAGAUAGGACCAUUAGAAUAAUAGCUGACUUUUCAAUGGAGACUCUGAAACCUAGAAAGACUUCUACAAACUCUGAGAGAUCAUGGAUGCCAUUCCAGAGUAUUAUACCCCCCCAAAAAACUAUCAAUUACAAAAAAAUGAAGAUAGAAAACAUCCCAAGAGAAAGCCAAAUUGAAAUAAUCUACCAAUCCAGCUCUACAGAAGUCACUAGAUGAAAAACUUCAGUCUGAAGAGGUUAACUAUAUACACCAAGAAGACAAAAGGAAUAAAUAAUCCCAAAACAGUAAGUAAAAAAUGGGGAGGGGGCACACUAUAACAACAAAAUAAUAGGAAUCAAUAAACACUACUCAUGAAUAACUCUCUAUAUUAAUUAUCUCAAUUCCUCGAUACAGAGACAAAGAUUAGGAGACUGAAUUAGAAAACAGAAUCUAUCCUUCUGUUGUAUGCAGGAAACACAUCUCACUAUCAAUGAUAGACAUACCUUAGAGUAAAAGGAUGGAAAGGUAUUCCAAGCAAAUGAACCCCAAAAAACCAAGUAGGUGUAACCAUUUUAAUAUCUGACAAAAUAGACCAAACCAAAACUAAUCAGAAGAGAUAGGGAAGGAUACUACAUAAUCAUCAAAGAAAAAUCCAACAGGAGGAUAUUGCAAUUCUAAACAUUUAUGUGUGAAACACAAGGAGACCCAAGUUCAUGAAAGAAACAUUAUUACAGCUAAAAUCACAUGUUGACCCUCACAAGUGAUAGUAGGUGACUUCAGUACCCUCCCCCCACUACUAAACAAGUCAUCCAGACAAAAACUAAAUAGAAAUGUUGGAGCUAAAUAAUACCAUAAAUCAGAAGGACCUCACAGAUGUCUACAGAACAUUCCGCUCAAACACUAAAGAAUAUACUUCUCAGCAGCUCAUGGAACUUCCUUCAAAACUGAUCACGUACUGGGACACAAUGCAAGUCUCAACAGGUAAAUGAAAAUCAAAUAAUGCUUUGCAUUCUUUCUGAACAUCAUGGAUUAAAGCUGAAUAUCACACAACAACAAAAACAGCAGAAAAAAUUACACGGAUGUGUGGAAACUGAAUAACUCAC